This is a messenger RNA of Suillus paluster, 330 nucleotides long. Its product is annotated as ras-related GTP-binding protein. NCBI's taxonomy places the organism in Eukaryota, Fungi, Basidiomycota, Agaricomycetes, Boletales, Suillaceae. The annotation marks the transcript as partial. Gene Ontology annotation, molecular function: GTP binding; GTPase activity. The transcript has 3 exons. The record is from RefSeq and is a predicted model, not a curated record.
GGCCAAGAAAGAUUCCGCACCAUAAUGUCCUUGUACUACAGAGGCGCUCACGGUAUCAUUGUUGUGUACAAUGUUACUGAUAAUGACACUUUUAUGAACAUCAAGCAAUGGCUACAGGAGAUAGACCAGUACGCCUUUGAGGGCGUCAAUAAGCUGCUGGUUGGGAAUAAGAGUGAUCUUACCAGCAAAGAGGUGGGGGAGUACAGCGUGGAAUUUGCCGAUCAGCUUAGUAUUCCUUUCCUGGAGAUGUCCGCAAAGAAUGCGACAAAUGUCAAACAAGUGUUUUUGACAAUGGCAAAACAUAUCAAGGAUAGGUGCUCUCAGAGCAGC